AAGCCCGCGAACAAGUCAAAACCUCCAAUCUCAUCCCAUUCCAUCUCUAUAUAACAUGAACAUAGCUUCAACCAUCCUCCUUUUCAACCUAUAUCUAGUUUAUAUUCUAUUCUUUCCCAUAAAAUUUCUCAAACGAACAUUUCAAAUAUUAUUUGAAUCGAUUUCGAGGUCUCUAGGAUCAGAUACUAAUCCAAGAGGCCUCCCAGCUUUCCCAUGGCUGCUGUGUCGUCGGAAACCGCACUGUUCCAAAAAUAUGAGCUGGGCCGCCUCCUCGGCUGCGGCGCCUUCGCCAAAGUGUACCUGGCGAGAGACGUGGCGACCGGGCAAGAAGUGGCCAUCAAGGUGAUCCACAAGAGCAGGCUCAGAAACGACGCCAAUCUCAUCGCCAACAUCAAGCGCGAGAUCUCCAUCAUGAGCAAGCUCCGCCACCCCCACACCGUCCGCCUCUACGAGGUCCUCGCCACCCGCAACAUCAUCUACAUCGUCCUCGAGUACGUCAAGGGCGGCGAGCUCUUCGCCAAGGUCGCUAAAGGCCGCCUCACCGAGGCUCUCUGCAGGAAAUACUUCCAGCAACUUGUUGGCGUCGUCAGCCACUGCCACUCCCGCGGGAUCUACCACCGCGAUCUCAAGCCCGAGAAUCUCCUCCUCGACGAGGAUGAGAAUCUGAAGGUGUCCGAUUUCGGCCUCAGCGCGAUCCGCGACCAGGUCCACUCCGACGGGCUCCUCCACACGCUCUGCGGUACCCCGGCCUACGUCGCGCCGGAGAUUCUCGCCAAGCGAGGCUACGAUGGCGCGAAAAUCGACAUCUGGUCGUGCGGCGUGAUUCUGUUCGUGCUGGCCGCCGGUUAUCUGCCGUUCAACGAUCCCAACUUGAUGAAUAUGUACCGGAAGAUCUACAAGGGGGAAUUCCGGUGCCCUAAGUGGAUGUCGCCGGGGCUCAAGCGCCUCCUCUCGCGCCUCCUGGACACGAACCCGAACACGAGGAUCACGAUGGAAGAGAUCAAGCGCGAUCCGUGGUUCGCCAAGGGCUACAAAAACACCAAGGUUCGGGAGAGCGACUGCUUCGCGUUUGCUGCAGCGGAGCAGGAGAAGAGGCCGGUGGAUAUGAACGCGUUCGACAUAAUCUCCAUGUCGUCGGGGCUGGAUCUCUCCGGAUUGUUCCAGGAGAAGCAUGUGUCGUUCGAGGACGUGGAGCGGGUGACGGUGGAGGAGUCGCCGAAGAAGGUGAUGGAGAAGGUGGUGGAGGCGGCGAAGGCGGAGGGGAGGGUGAAUCUGAGGCAGAAGAAGGAGUGGGGGGUGGAGAUAGAGGGGCAUAAUGGUAAUGUGUUGGUGGGGAUGGAGGUGUAUCGGUUGAGCGAGAGGUAUGUUGUUGUGGAGGUGAAGACGAAGAACGGUGAAUCCAGGUUGUGGAAUGACAAAAUUAGGCCGAUGCUUAUGCAGGACACGGCCGUCGCUUGUUAGGGGAUAUUUGCUAAUGUAAAGGUAGGAAAGGGUGAAACAAAUUCCCCUGAUCGACUGUGUCUACGACUACUACUAUUACUAUUUUACUGCAGCUGCUUAAUCGCGUCCGCCGCCGAUCGCCACCGGACUGUCAACGUAGUCCUAACCAUCGGCUGUCGAGAUGCGUUUGCUUAGAAAAAGGUUGAUUUACUAUGAAAAUAUUGUGUAAAUUUCUGUCCGAUGUAAUAUUUUACAUUGUCGACGUAAUAUGUAUGUACAUACAUUAUAAUUUUAAUACUCCUAUAUUUAUAA
Salvia hispanica is the source of this 1752-nucleotide messenger RNA. Lineage: Eukaryota; Viridiplantae; Streptophyta; Magnoliopsida; Lamiales; Lamiaceae. The record is from RefSeq and is a predicted model, not a curated record.